AUGGGUUCUGUCGUGGCCGAUCGCCCCUAUCCCCUGGAUCCUCUGACGCUAUCCGAGAUCGAGGUAGCGAUUACGACUGUCAAAAAGACCCAUGGCCAGGUCUUCUUCAAUGUCGUUACCCUGCACGAGCCGCGGAAGGCUGAGAUGACUGCAUGGCUCGCGGACGCAGAUGCGGCGCCUCGGCCAAAGCGUGUCGCUGACGUCGUGGUUAUUGCCCCGGGCGGGAAGGUGUAUGACGGGCUCGUGGACUUGGAAACGGUCACCAUCACAAAAUGGGAGCUUCUUGACGGGGAACAGCCGAUUAUCACCAUGGAAGAGCUCCAGUUGGUCGAACACAUUGUCCGCAAAGACCCCAAGGUCAUCGAGCAAUGCAUAAUCAGCGGCAUCGCUCCUGAGGACAUGGAUAAGGUGUACUGUGACCCGUGGACCAUUGGGUACGACGAGAGGUUUGGCAGCUCGGUUCGGCUUCAGCAAGCUUUGAUGUACUACCGACCGGAAAUCGACAAUUGCCAAUACACAUACCCGCUCGACUUCUGCCCCAUCUAUGAUGCAGACAAGGGGGAGAUCAUUGCCAUCGACAUCCCCAAGGUACGCCGCCCCCUGAGCAAGGCGGCGCCCUUGGACUACCACCCAGCGGCAGUGGAGAAAAGGGGCGGAUAUCGGACCAACCUGAAACCCAUCAACAUCACGCAGCCCGAGGGUGUGUCCUUCAAAAUCACCGGGAGAGAGCUUGAGUGGCAGAACUGGAAGUUCCACAUCGGGUUCAACUACCGAGAAGGGAUCGUGCUCAACAACAUCACCUUCAACGACAAGGGAACCGUGCGGCCCAUCUUCUACAGACUGUCCCUGGCUGAGAUGGUGGUGCCUUAUGGCAACCCCGAGCACCCUCACCACCGCAAACAUGCCCUUGACCAGGGAGAGUACGGUGCCGGCUACAUGGCCAAUAGUCUCUCGCUUGGCUGCGACUGCAAGGGCUCGAUUCACUACCUCGACGCUCACUUCCCCACGCGGGCCGGUGGCGUGCGAACCAUCAAGAAUGCCAUCUGUAUCCACGAGGAGGACGCGGGUAUCCUCUUCAAGCACAGCGACUUCCGCGACGACUCCGUCAUCGUGACACGCGGGCGCAAGCUCAUCAUCCAGCAGAUCUUCACGGCGGCCAACUAUGAGUACGUGGUUGCGUGGGUCUUCCACCAGGACGGCACCAUCCAGCCCGAGAUCAAGCUGACGGGCAUCCUCAACACAUACGCCAUGGACCCGGAGGAGGACACACACGGAUGGGGCACCCAGGUGUACCCUGGCGUGAAUGCCCACAACCACCAGCAUCUCUUUUGCCUGCGCAUCGAUGCCAACGUCGACGGACCCAACAACACCGUCUUCAUGUCUGACGCCGUGCCGAGCGACGCGCCUGUGGGCAGCCCCGAAAACUUUUACGGUAACGCCUUCUACAACAAGCGCACCAAGCUGUCGACGACGGGCGAGGCCAUGACCGAUUACAACGGCGCUACGUCUCGGACGUGGGAGAUCGCUAACACUAACAAGCUGAACCCCUUCAGCAAAAAACCCGUCAGCUACAAACUCGUUAGCAGAGAGGCUCCUGGCCUUCUACCCAAACCGAACUCACUCGUAUGGAAGCGCGCUCCCUUUGCCCGCCAUGCUGUGCACGUAACCAGGUACAAAGACGACCAGUUAUACCCAGCCGGACGGCACGUGCCGCAGACCUCGGGCGACAAGCCCGUGGGGCUGGCCGAAUGGAUUGGCGACGGCAGCGAGAGCAUCGACAACACGGACGUGGUGCUCUGGCACACCUUUGGCGUCACCCACUUCCCAUCCCCCGAGGAUUUCCCUGUCAUGCCGGCCGAGCCCAUGACGCUGCUGCUGCGGCCGCGCAACUUUUUCGCCGGCAAUCCCGUCAUGGACGUCCCUCCUUCCUACGCGAGCACGCCGAGCCAGCUGCUCAGGGGCGAAGGCGGGGUGAGAGGUGUUGUCGACGCGGUUAGUAGGUUGGCGUUUUCUGAUGCUGGCGGGAAUGCGAAUGGGAAUGGGAAUGCGAAUGGGAAUGGCGCAGGCUGCUGCCAAGGGUGA
This is a messenger RNA of Canariomyces notabilis, 2082 nucleotides long. RefSeq lists its product as uncharacterized. Gene Ontology annotation, biological process: amine metabolic process. The coding region runs from base 1 to 2082 and encodes 693 amino acids. The transcript has 4 exons. NCBI's taxonomy places the organism in Eukaryota, Fungi, Ascomycota, Sordariomycetes, Sordariales, Chaetomiaceae. The record is from RefSeq and is a predicted model, not a curated record. Gene Ontology annotation, molecular function: quinone binding; copper ion binding; primary methylamine oxidase activity.